GCGUGGCACAGUGAGUCUUGGGGAACUGGGGAUGGGGACUGCCUGGGAUUCCACUAGUGGUUGCCGGUUAGUUCCCACGAUGUCUCUGCUUCUUCUGGGGGUUAUUACCCUGAUUUUUCUGCCCCAUGGGGCUUAUUGCAGCAAACCAGAGGAUAAUCUUUUGGUACUGACUGUUGCAACAGAGGAAACUGAUGGCUUAAAGCGAUUCCAGAGAUCUGCACAAUGUUUUAACUACAAAGUGAAGGUUUUGGGACUUGGAGAAAAGUGGACAGGUCCAGGGCAAAAGGUUCGUCUCUUGAAAUCAGCCUUGGAGGAGUAUGCCGAGACUGAGGAUCUGACAGUCCUUUUCACAGAUAGCUACGAUGUGAUCUUUGCAUCUGGUCCCACUGAACUACUUAAGAAAUACAAGCAGGCCAAGAGUAAAGUGGUUUUCUCAGCAGAAGCAGCAGCUUUCCCUGAUCUCCUUCUGGAAGCAAAGUAUCCCCAAGUCAGAGAUGGCAAGCGUUUCCUGGGGUCCGGAGCAAUUAUUGGCUCUGCUGCACAUUUGCACAAAAUGGUGGCUGACUGGGAUGGCGCAGAUGAAAAUAGCGACCAGUUAUUUUACACAAACAUUUUUCUAGACCCUGUGAAAAGGGAGAAGAUUAAUAUAACCUUAGAUCACAGAUGCCGAAUUUUCCAAAAUCUGCACGGAUCAGCGGGGGAUGUUGUGCUAAAAUUUGAGAAUGGACGAGUGAGAGCACGGAACCUUCAGUACGACACGUUGCCGGUCUUGCUCCUGGGAGAUGAAGAAACCAAGCUUCAGCUGAACUAUAUGGGAAACUAUGUGCCGCGUGUCUGGACCUUUGAAUCGGGCUGCAAUAUUUGUGAUGAAGGGUUGAGGAAACUCACAGGACUUGAGGAGGACUCUUUCCCUUUGGUGGUAAUAGGAGUCUUUAUUGAGCAGCCAACACCGUUUGUCUCUGAGUUCUUCAAAAGACUGAACAACAUGGAUUACCCAAAAAAACGACUUCAACUUUAUAUUGUCAACCAUGAGCCUUACCAUCAGGCACACGUGGAAAAGUUCCUGCAAGGUCAUGGCACAAAAUACAGUUCUGUGAAAGUUGUCCGACCAAAUGAAGUUUUGCACUUUGCAGAUGCUCGGAAUUCAGCAAUGGACAUGUGCCGACAGAACCCAGACUGUGAAUACUACUUUAAUAUCGAUGCCCCUGUGGUUCUGAAAAACGCCAGUAUUCUUCGCAGUCUUAUAGAGCAAAACAAGUCAAUAAUUUCUCCUCUUGUAAGUCGUCUGGAAAACCUGUUUUCAAACUUUUGGGGUGCAGUGAAUUCAGAGGGGUAUUAUGCUCGUUCCGAGGAUUAUAUAGACAUUGUCCAGAGACAGCGAAUUGGGAUUUGGAAUGUCCCGUAUAUUUCCAGCGUGUACUUGGUAAAGGGCAGCGUUUUGAGAUCUAGCCUUAAUGGUGUUGAUACCUAUCGCAGUGGGACUUUGGACCCAGACAUGUCUUUCUGCAAGAACGCUCGUGACAAGGGAGUCUUCAUGUUUGUGACAAACAGACAGGAAUUCGGUCACCUCCUCUCCUUAGAAACUUACAAAACAACUUAUCUGCACAAUGACCUGUGGCAGAUUUUCGAUAACACAGAGGACUGGAAAGAAAAAUAUAUCCACCCAAAUUACACUGCAGUUCGAAAAGGCAAAAUAAUUGAAACGCCAUGCCCAGAUGUGUACUGGUUUCCAAUUUUCACUGAGACGGCCUGUGAUGAGAUUGUAGAAGAGAUGGAACACUAUGGCCAGUGGUCAUCAGGAGAUAACUCGGAUCAACGACUUGAGGGAGGUUAUGAAAAUGUCCCGACCAUUGACAUUCAUAUGAAGCAAGUUGGCUUUGAAAAGCAUUGGCACAAGUUCCUUCUAGACUUCGUAGCACCAAUCACUGAAAAAAUGUUUCCAGGUUACUACACAAAGGCGCAGUUUGAUUUGGCUUUUAUAGUUCGGUACAGACCGGAUGAGCAGCCAUCUUUAAUGCCUCACCAUGACGCCUCAACAUUCACCAUCAACAUAGCCCUGAAUAGCGUGGGCGUAGAUUAUGAGGGAGGUGGCUGCAGAUUCCUGCGUUAUGAUUGCUCUAUUAGAGCCCCGAGGAAAGGCUGGGCUUUAAUGCACCCAGGACGGCUGACUCAUUACCAUGAGGGCCUCCCUACUACAAAAGGAACGAGAUACAUCGCAGUGUCCUUUGUGGAUCCUUAAAUGUAGCUGCCAUUUAAAGAACAGUUGAUGUUCCAUCAAUGAAUUAGUGAAACAACGAGUAGUAUUAGCAAUGACGCUGGAAAGACAUUACCUGCUUAAUUUCAUUGAUGUCUCCUCUUCAAGGAUGUGCUGGGGAAUCUGUUAGACUCAACUGAAAAUUUGUUAGUGAAGAUGCCGUUGACAAACUGAUUUACAAAAGUCUAGCUGACAGUUCUUGACUUUGCACCUGUGAAUACAAUGACAGCAUUUACUGGACAUUUUAACUGCAAACAGAGAAAAGAAAAUCUAAAAUUCUGACUUGAAUUUCAUUGCUUUGAUCAAAAAUAGUUGUGCUUUAGUAACUAAUGUUAAUCCCAUUUCAAGUGCCGGUGAUGUUAAAAAUGUAUAUAAGAGCAGGCAAGGCAAACAUCUGAUAUAAAGUGUUAUUUAUGUUGAAUGUAUUUAAAAGGAUGGUGCUGUAAUGCAUAUAAUGUUUUAUAUAUAUAUUUUGCUGUAGAGUUUCAGUACAUAGAUCCAUUUUCAUAAACAGAAGUGCUUAAAGGGACAUUGUAUUCCAAACUCUUCUACUUUGUUAGAGCAUGUAAUUUUAGCAGAUUCUGUAGUCUACAGGUUAGAUUAUCUAAAGCUCUCUGCUCUGACUAGAUUGUCUAGAAGUCUUGUCAGUACCUUUUUAAGGUUUCUCAAAUAGAUUUAUAAGGCAAAUUUUAGCUUUAGAGCUGUUUACCUUGCUAUGCAGUGUUCUGCAUGUGAAGGAGAUGCACGUACAUUGCAAUAUAAUGUUCAAAAAGUAUCUGAAGAUUUUUUCAAGAUUUCUCUCCGUGCCAGAAUGUUUUUGAUAAUCAGACCAUAUAAGUUUUACCUCCACAAAGGGGUGAAACACAUUGUUAAAGGAACGCUUGGAAGCUGCAGAGAAUUGAUGAUCCCAAGAAGACACAACCGGUGUUUGGUAGGGUCAUGAGACUGCCGCUGCUGACUCUGAUGCCGGCUCAUAGACUGUGUCUGCUUGACACCUGCAGUUCUCUGUAGCUCCUGAGUGAUACUUUAACUAUGUGUUUAAUCCAUCUGCAUAGGUUAAACACAUAGCAUUGCGGGUUCUGCAGUGCUAAAAUUACAUGCUCUAAUCACUGUUAUAGAAUGUCCCUUUAAAUAUAGAAAGUGUUUUGUUUUUUUUAAAUGUCAUUGUAGAAAUAUUAGAUUAAAGGGACACUGAACCCAAUUUUUUUUCUCUCAUGAUUCAGAUAGAGCAUGAAAUUUUAAGCAACUUUCUAAU
Molecule: messenger RNA, 3509 nt
Organism: Bombina bombina (fire-bellied toad)
Lineage: Eukaryota; Metazoa; Chordata; Amphibia; Anura; Bombinatoridae
Gene: PLOD1
Product: procollagen-lysine,2-oxoglutarate 5-dioxygenase 1
Exons: 19
Coding region: 32-2239 (735 amino acids)
Biological process (GO): peptidyl-lysine hydroxylation
Cellular component (GO): endoplasmic reticulum
Molecular function (GO): procollagen-lysine 5-dioxygenase activity; L-ascorbic acid binding; iron ion binding
Source: RefSeq, a predicted model, not a curated record